ACUAUAAAGGGCAGCUCCUCUCCUCUCCCAGCGACCCACAAGAAGCCGUUAUUCCUCCCGAUCUCCAGAGAGCAGGAGACGCUUCUGGGAGCAAGGAGGAUGGUGGCGGCAGCCAGACUCGCCCUUCUGCUGCUGGGCUGUGUGGGGCUCCUGCAGCCGACUGGUGCCAGGUACAUAGAUUACUGCCCCAAGGGCUGGUCUUACUACAAGCUCAGCUGCUUCAGGUACUUCCGUCAGCUCCGGAGCUGGGAUGAGGCUGAGAGGCAGUGCCAGGCCAGCCACACCAGUGCCCACCUGGCCUGGGUGGAAGAGCCCCGGGAGGCGGCCACGCUGCGGAAAGUCAUUUCCUACUACCAGCGCAUACAGCCUGUCUGGAUUGGCCUCCGCUACGCACAUGAGGGCCAGGCCUGGCAGUGGGCGAGUGGGGACAAGUACAGCAGCACCAGUGGGCUGGCUGGGAACGGUGCCCGUGGGGGGAACUGUGGCAUCCUGACCCACCUCAGUGGCUUCACCGUGUGGUCCAGCACCGACUGCGCCCAGCAGCAUCACUACAUCUGCAAGUUCACCCCCUUGCGCUGAGCGCAGCCCCUGGGCCCAUGGGGGACCCUGUGCCUGCGAUGCUUGUCCCUUGC
Molecule: messenger RNA, 632 nt
Organism: Athene cunicularia (burrowing owl)
Lineage: Eukaryota; Metazoa; Chordata; Aves; Strigiformes; Strigidae
Gene: REG4
Product: regenerating family member 4
Exons: 6
Coding region: 100-579 (159 amino acids)
Source: RefSeq, a predicted model, not a curated record